Photinus pyralis (common eastern firefly) is the source of this 473-nucleotide messenger RNA. RefSeq lists its product as uncharacterized. Gene Ontology annotation, biological process: regulation of gene expression. Gene Ontology annotation, molecular function: nucleic acid binding. Bases 105 to 458 code for a protein of 117 amino acids. NCBI's taxonomy places the organism in Eukaryota, Metazoa, Arthropoda, Insecta, Coleoptera, Lampyridae. Gene Ontology annotation, cellular component: nucleus. The transcript is spliced from 3 exons. The record is from RefSeq and is a predicted model, not a curated record.
CCCGAAAUUUUUAACGAUUGUUAACAACUGCAAGAGCUGGAUAGAGAUCAACAUCUGAAGUGGUAGUGGCGUAAGAAAAUCUUACCACCGGCCCCGAUAACAUCAUGGCUGAAGCGGAACAGGCGCCCGAACAAGACAAGGCGACCGCUCAAGGAAAGCAAAUUAUCGCAACCAAGGUCACCGGUACAGUGAAAUGGUUUAACGUUAAAAGCGGCUAUGGUUUUAUAAACAGAAAUGACACCAAAGAAGAUGUGUUUGUCCAUCAGGUAUGUAUCUAUAAGUACUUUUUUAUUUUUUAUAUUCUACAAUCUAACAUGCUGAUUUAUAUCUUUUUUGGUUUCUUAUUGUUACUCAUUCUAGGUUUUUGUAUGAAUCAGUGUACAUUAGACAUAGAUACUUUAUAUAGCCAGUGCUUUUUGCAUAGCACCUUCACUGCUUCAUAUAACAAUCAAUAUUGAUAACACUAAUCAGCA